AUGACUGAUACAGAAAAAGGAAGUUUCCGUGCUGUACCACUCCGUGACUCUGUGACCGUGACUAUCUCUGCUCUCUGCCCGCCAGUCUCCAUCAGCGAGGUGGAGGCAGUGCGUGAGGGCCACCAGUCGGAGAUCCUGCAGAGCAUCGCGGACCAGUUCCCCGCUGACCGCUGCUUCACCCUGGUGUUCCGUGGCCGGAGGGGCAACCUGGACCUGGUGGCAGAGUCGGGGCGAGAGGCCAGACACUGGGUGAGGGGGCUACGCAAACUCAUCGAGGCUGACCGCAACAUGGACCAGCGGGAGAUGCUCGACCACUGGAUCAGCGAUUGGUUCCAGAAGGCGGACAAGGACAAGGACGGUCGGAUGAACUUCAAGGAGGUCCGGGAGCUGUUGAAGAUGAUGAACGUGGACAUGAACGAAGACCACUCCCUCCGCCUCUUCAAGAUGGCGGACAAGUCUCAGUCGUCGACCCUGGAGGGAGAGGAGUUUGUUCUGUUCUACAAGGCCCUGACCAAGCGCGACGACGUGCAGGAGCUCUUCACCCAGUUGUCCGCUGACGGGGAGACGCUGACGCUGGAGGAGUUUGCAGGAUUCCUGCAGAGCGAGCAGGGGGAGCCGCGGGAGGAGGCCGAGACCAACGCCAAGGAUCUAAUCACUCGCUACGAGCCGUCCGAAACAGCCCGCAGGCUUUACGCGCUGACCCUGGACGGGUUCCUGAUGUACCUGUGCUCUCCGGAAGGUUCCAUCUUCGAGCUGCGCCACGGGCCGGUGUACCAGGACAUGUCGCAGCCGCUGUGUCACUACUUCAUCUCAUCCUCACACAACACCUACCUGCUGGAGGACCAGCUACGCGGGCACAGCAGUGUGGAGGGCUACAUCAGGGCUCUGAAGAAGGGAUGUCGCUGUGUGGAGGUGGACACAUGGGAUGGGCCGCACCAGGAACCGGUGGUGUAUCACGGGCACACCCUCACCUCCAAGAUUCUCUUCAAAGACGUCAUCGCAGCAGUCAACACCUACGCCUUCAUGGUGGGACCAACGCACCCUCCCCCCCUCCCCAGAGACAGAGCGAGGGAGCGGGGGGGAGAUAUGGGGGAGAGACGGGAAGAGGGGAACACUCUCCCCUCUCCCCAGGAUCUACGGCGGAAGGUCCUGGUGAAGGGCAAGCGCAUCGGCUGGCUGGAGGGGAGCGGUCAAGCUCUGGACGAGGGGAGCGAGGAGGAGGAGGAGGUGGGGGAGACGGAGGAAGAGAACGGCCGGAACGGGACGCGGAGGAGAGGAAAGAUCCACAGCUCCAAGCAGCAGUUGUCCCGAGAACUGUCUGACUGUGUGGUUUACUGCAAGACCGUCCCGUUCCACAGCUUCAAGCAUUCACGCGCGCACUACAAGUUCUACGAGAUCUCCUCCUUCACUGAGUCCAAGGCCCGCAAACUGGUCCGGGAGUACGGGGGGGAGUUUGUGCAGCACAACGCCUGGCAGUUGAGUCGUAUCUACCCCAGCGGGCUCCGCACCGACUCCUCCAACUACCACCCCCAGGACAUGUGGAACUCCGGCUGUCAGAUCGUUGCGUUAAACUUCCAGUCGGCCGGAGAGGAGAUGGACCUGAACGACGGCCGUUUCAGCCCCAAUGGUCACUGCGGCUACUUGCUGAAGCCCGUCUUCAUGAGAUCGCCUUCCGGAACCUUCCACCCCGACCACCCGCAGCAGACGUCCGCCGCCUACCGGCCCCUCAACCUCACCAUCCAGGUGAUCAGCGGCCAGCAGUUGCCCAAGGUGACCAACAGUAAGCCUGGGUGGAUCGUAGACCCGCUGGUGAGAGUGGAGAUUCACGGAGUGGCCAUGGACAACGCCAAGAUGGAGACCAAGUACAUCGACAACAACGGUACAACUCGCCCGCCAGUCUGGAGAGAGACGCUACGAUUCAUGGUUCAUGUCCCAGACCUGGCGCUGGGUCGAUUCCUCGUCGAGGAUUACGACUUGGCCUCGAAAAACGACUUUGUGGGACAGUUCACCCUGCCAUUGACAUCCAUUACCCCAGGUUACCGCCAUGUCCCCCUCCUGUCCCAGGACGGAACUCCCCUCACCCCCGCCUCCCUGUUUGUGCACGUCACCAUGUUGCCCCCGCAGACACGUAGUGUGGAGGGAGAGGCGGGGAGAG
This is a messenger RNA of Leucoraja erinaceus (little skate), 2155 nucleotides long. RefSeq names its product 1-phosphatidylinositol 4,5-bisphosphate phosphodiesterase delta-4-like. Gene Ontology annotation, biological process: intracellular signal transduction; lipid metabolic process. NCBI's taxonomy places the organism in Eukaryota, Metazoa, Chordata, Chondrichthyes, Rajiformes, Rajidae. The record is from RefSeq and is a predicted model, not a curated record. Gene Ontology annotation, molecular function: phosphatidylinositol-4,5-bisphosphate phospholipase C activity; calcium ion binding.